Molecule: messenger RNA, 3598 nt
Organism: Osmerus eperlanus (European smelt)
Lineage: Eukaryota; Metazoa; Chordata; Actinopteri; Osmeriformes; Osmeridae
Gene: sp3a
Product: sp3a transcription factor
Exons: 7
Coding region: 153-2252 (699 amino acids)
Biological process (GO): regulation of transcription by RNA polymerase II
Molecular function (GO): DNA-binding transcription factor activity, RNA polymerase II-specific; RNA polymerase II cis-regulatory region sequence-specific DNA binding
Source: RefSeq, a predicted model, not a curated record
AUCUUUCUGGCCCCACCCUUUGUGUUCCCCAUACCGUCAAUCAAAAUAGAAAAAAAUAUACUGGAAUUACCGAUUGCAGCCCAACAUCGACUAAUAUAAUCAUGUCUGGAAUGUGAUAAUACAGAGUUUCUCCGAAUUAAAAAAAGCACGCAAUGACUGCCCCAGAACAGCCAGUGAAACAAGAGGAAAUGGCUGCCUUGGAGGUGGACAGCAGUCAAUGCGACUUUCUGCAGCAGGACGAUGGCAGAGGAGAUCAGGACAUUCAGCCGUCACCGCUCGAUAUGCUGGCAGCUACCUGCAGCGAGAUCGGGGAUAAAGAGGGGGAUAAAGGUGCUGCCGCUGUUGUGACAACAGACCUCACAUCCAUACAGUUAACAGGAAGAGACAGAUGGGAAGUUUUAACCACCACGUCAGGAGCGAAGGACGAGUCUGGUAUGAUGCAAGUCUCCAGCCAGGGCAUCGUGACGUCCAACGGACAGUACGUCCUUCCUCUCCAGAACCUCCAGAGCCAGCCCAUCUUCGUGACGUCGGGUUCCGACGCCUCCUCCGCCAACGCAGUGCCAAACAUCCAGUACCAAGUGAUCCCUCAGCUCCACACCUCGGACGGACAGCUGAGCUUCUCCACGGCGACCGUGGAGGGAGCCACCCUGAGCACUGACGCCACGGGCCAGAUCCAGAUCUUGUCUGACGGGAACCACAGCUUGGGCGUGACCUCGGCGGAGGACAUCCUGUCGAACAACCACAACCUCAUAUCACAAACGGGUCACGUCCAGCAGAUCCAGGGAGUGUCUAUUAGCGGCUCCGCCUUCAACAACCAGGGUCAGGUUGUCACAAAUGUGCCUGUGGGGUUGCCGGGGAACAUUACCUUUGUACCCAUCAACAGUGUGGACUUGGACUCUCUAGGCCUAUCCGGGGCUCAGACUAUAGCGACUGGCGUCACCUCCGAUGGGCAGCUCAUCAUGGCUGGACAGCCUCUAGACGGGUCAGAGGGGAUGGACAAGACGGGCGAGCCGCUCUCGGGGAGCGACUCGAACCCCGACAUGUACGUGCCAACGUCCUCCACCCAGUUGCCCGACGUCAUCAGUGACGCGGGCGUGCUGACCCAAGACGAGCAGGGGGACCCCGGCUCGGCCGUCCAGGACGGCUUCCUGCAGCAGAACCAGGUCCACGGCCUCCAGGUGUCCUCGGGCCAGCCCGUCAUCCAGCUCCAGCAGGUGCCUGUCCAGACCAGCGACGGCCAGCUGGUGCAGUCAGUGGUGGCCGGGGAACAGACCCUGCAGAAUGUCCAGCUGAUCAACCCCGGCACCUUCAUCAUCCAGGCCCAGACGGUCACGCCCACGGGGCAGAUCCAGUGGCAGACCUUCCAGGUGCAGGGCGUGCAGAACCUGCAGAACCUCCAGCUGCCCACCACCCCUCCCCAGCAGAUCACGCUAGCGCCCGUCCAGACCCUGUCCCUGGGCCAGGGGGGAGCGCUGGGCGCAGGCCAGGUCAGCAUCAGCACAGGGCAGAUCCCUAACCUGCAGACGGUGACGGUCAACUCCAUGGCCCAGUUACAGGAGGGCGACAUGGACAGCCCUGGAGACAUCCAGAUAAAGGAGGAGCCGGACGCGGAGGACUGGCAGCUGGGCAGCGACUCCACCCUGAACACCAGCGACCUGUCCCACCUGCGCGUCCGGCUGGUGGACGAGGACGAGCAGCUGGGCCAGGAGGGGAAGCGGCUGCGGCGGGUGGCCUGCACCUGCCCCAACUGCAAAGAGUCGGGCGGGAGGGGAUCCAACAUGGGGAAGAAGAAGCAGCACAUCUGCCACAUCCAGGGCUGCGGGAAGGUGUACGGCAAGACGUCUCACCUGCGCGCCCACCUGCGCUGGCACUCUGGGGAGAGGCCGUUCGUCUGCAGCUGGAUGUUCUGCGGGAAGAGGUUCACGCGCUCCGACGAGCUGCAGAGACACAGGAGAACCCACACAGGAGAGAAGAAGUUUGUCUGUCCGGAAUGUUCCAAGCGCUUCAUGCGGAGCGACCACUUAGCGAAGCACAUUAAGACUCACCAGAACAAGAAGGGUGUGAACACUGGCAGCGCGGUGGUGGCGUCGGUGGAGUCUGCGGGCUCCUCCGACAGCAUCACCACGGCGGGAGGCACCACGCUCAUCCUCACCAACAUCCAGCAGGGCUCCAACAACGCCCAGGACAUCCUGUCCACCGCAGAGAUCCCACUCCAGCUUGUCACCGUAGCAGCCAGCGCAGUCAUGGAGUAGCUGGCUGUUCUCUCAUGAACUUCUACAAGCCUCAUAAACUCCCACUUGUUUUUUUGUUUUUGUAUUAUUCACACAUGAAUGAAUAUAUAUAAAUAUAUAUUAUAUUUUAACAAGGAUAGGUAGUUCGUGUUCAAUAGCAGUCUUUUUAUCGUUGGAGGAGGGUAAACUAGCAGAAGUGGUUCCAAAAUACUCAAACAGAAAUGCCUUAUUUUGUAUCAUAUGUCGUCUGAAGGUGGGAUGUUUGAAUUUAUACGUUGAAAUGCUUGUUAAAAGAAUGGUACAUCAACGAAGCAAUUGUCUAUUGCCAGUCUAAUGCCCUUAUCGAUGUGUGUUCUAAUGAUGGCUAGUCAUGGUCAGGUCUUUGUCGGUUUGUUUUUGCUUCAAGUCCAGAUGUGUCUUCAUGUAAAUGUUUGAAUGUUGUUAUACACCUAUUGUGUUAUGCAUUUAUGGUUAUUUAGUGUCUUCCUCCUAUUCCUAUUGUAUAUGUGCUUGCCUAAACUAUUGCCAAGCACCCCCCCCCCCCCUUUUAUUUGCUCCCUUAUACCUAAAAAAAGGUAUAAAAACAAUCAUGUAAGUAAUAGUUUUGUAAUAUAAUUCCUCUUGGACAUCUAUGGUUCCUAUCUGUUGUGAUAUGCAUUUCUUGCAAAUCAAGUAUUUUGAUUGAACAGCUAUUUAUAGUAGGCUUUGCAUAGUGAAACCGAUUUUGUGGUAUCUCAAACUCCAAACUCUUUGAAUGGCUUUUUCAAUGUGUGAUAUAAUGUUUAAACGUGUUUCUUUUGUAGAAACACAAUUUCUAAAGGAUUCACAACUAUAGGCUGUGUCAUUGUAUCCAGAAGAUCAAACAAAGCCAUGUUUAGGGGUUGAAUUGCCAAAUUUGACUUAAAUCUCAGGGUGAUUUGUCAUGCAGUACUGUGUGGUUGCACGUCAGCGCAAUCUCCCCUAGUAGCUUCAAGCAUGUUGUGGAAAUGUGUUUUAUUGAUGGACCAAAAGCUGAGGUGAAUUAUGUUGUCACCAUUUUACCUAUGCUCUAUGAAGGUAAGGAUCAUCAAUGUAAGGAUCGCUCAGUGACAACCCCUCCUAUAAUGAAAUGACUUGGGCAAGAGAUUCAUCCUGUUGUACCUUGCUCAAUCAGUCCUAGUAGACAGGUUAGACACGGUGUUGCUGACUGCUAGAAAGACAGUAGCUCUUUAACUGUCCUCAUCAACUACCUUUUGAUAAUGGUCCUUUUGUAUAAUAUGUUUUGUACACUGUCCAAGAAACUGUGUCGCUAUGCUCUUUUACUCUGUAAAUGUGUAUGUUUCUGUCCCUGUCAUACAACAUUUCAAUGAAUUCAAUUUUAUUUCAUU